Funneliformis mosseae is the source of this 347-nucleotide messenger RNA. The record is from the annotation of a GenBank genome assembly. NCBI's taxonomy places the organism in Eukaryota, Fungi, Glomeromycota, Glomeromycetes, Glomerales, Glomeraceae.
UGAUGAUAACAAGGAUUUUUAUUCAUCGAAACGUUCAAGUUCAACUUCAGUUAAUCAUAAAAAAUUGAGAUCAAAACCACAUAAUAUUGAGCAUGGUUCACAGAGAGAAAGAAAAUUAUCUAAUAAUCAUAAUAGCGCAUCACACAGAAGAGGUGGUGAAGAAGAUCGCAAAGGUCACAGAAUUGAUCGUGGUUCAUCCACUAAAGUGAGACAAACCGAUCGUGAACGAGAUCGUGGGGAUCAUUGUGAAGAAAAGCAUUCAAAUAAUGAUUCAAUAAGUAAAAACAAGGGAUCCUCCGUAGGCAUUUAUCGCUCAAAGACUACACCACCAAACCAAACACACCAAA